AUGAAAGGUCAGCGAAUGGUUUGCAUUAGUUGUUACCUCGUUCUUCAAAAGAGCCGCAAGUUAAUAAGCAAGUUAAUAACCAUCCACUUCCCAUCAGGUGAAAUGGGGUGAAUUCGACAGCUUUUCUACUCGAGCGCACGUGCGUAAAUUACUGCGUAGGCGCUGUAACGCUUCGGACUUCCUCUUUGAAAUACUUAUUUGAUGGCUAAUGAGAAUGUAUAAUAAUUACAGUGAAACCAAUCUUAUACCUACUUAAUCGUGUCUGCAAAUAACCUACAUAAACUAUUGCAUUUGCAUCUUAUAGCCUACCAAUGAUAACCAUUUCAUACUAUUUUUGGAUACUGUUUGUGGGAGGGGCUCAGGUGAGAUUGUGGGAGGGGGUAAAGUUGUCGUUGAGAAAACACAAAAAAAGGGAAAAGGUGGGUUCGAAUUCGACAAUUACGGAAAUGCCAACCGCCGAUAACCCCACUGAAGAAGAAGAAGAAUACAAUACAAUUCCGGAAGAAUACACAAUUUGGCCAGGUAGACAAUUAUUUGUUCUAAUAAAUAACGACAUUAAACGGUGCCAACACCAGUCGACAUCAGUGUCACCUGGGUAAAUUAAAAACAAAAGUGUAGAACAUGACAAAGCGCAACUAAACUUCAGUCUACCGACUAUCAAAAGCCUGUUUAACAAUGUAUUCUGCCUUACUAUUUUCUUUGUGUUGCUUUGGAGUGAAAAUGUAAUUAUUUAGGCUAUUCAGAUAUUAUAAAAUAGUGCCUUCCCACUGGGCACAGUUUUGAUUUACAUUUGGUUGAGUUGUCAACUAACGACAAUUCAACGUGAAAUCAACCAACAAUUGCACCCUUUCAUUGGAUUUAGGUUAAAAGUUGGGUGAAAAAAAUACGAAAUGUCCUUACUUUGAUGACUUUUUGCAAAUCUAAACAGUUUUCCAAGUUGAUUCAACGUCAUUACAUAUAAUAUUUUGGUUGAAAUUAAGUGGAAACAACGUUGAUUAAAACAGUUUUUGUCUAGUGGAUUCCUGUUUAUACCAUACAAACUUUUGGAACCUAAUACCAACCACUUUUAUUUCCCACUCAUGUAGAUUAGAUUAUAUUUAGCCUUUCAUAUUCCCUAGCAUAUCAUAUUCAUAUUUGCUGCACUUAUGUUACCAAGAUUUCUGAUUCCCUCGCUCUCUCAGGUGUGACCAUGGGGCUCUGUGACGGCCUGUCCCACUGUAAACUGGCCCUGGCCUUUGCUGUUUUGAUGGACUUUCUGGGUGGCGCCGCCUUGCUGGUGGGAGUAUUUGUCCCUCUGGAUAUCAAAGGCAGGGACUUUGGGGAUCUCCUGGUGUACACAGGGGCACUGUUCGUGCUCAUGUCUCUAGGGGGCUGGGUGCUGUGGUACAGCGGCAACAUUGACGGCCUUGCCUCCAGCAAAGAGCUGGGCCACAUUGGCACCACCGUGGACCGACUGGCCCGCACCCUCAGCCGCAAGAUGCAUAUCCAUCGCACCAGGGGACCUUAGGGCAGUGGCUGUCCAUAAAAGCAGGUAAGUUACUUAUCGGAACUUGAAUAAUGGUUUAUAGACCCAAACAUAUUCUAAAUGAUACAUACAGUAUAGGGCUCAGCUGUGAAAGAGACAGCAUGACUCCCUGUUAAAAUAAAGGUUAAAUAAAAUAAAUACAUGCCAAGACAUGCUAAUUGUGAUGCAUCUACUCUGCAGCAUAUAAAAUAAUUACAUGCAAUUGAUCUGUAACCUCUCGCUCUCUCUGCCUCUUCUUUCAAUAGGCUUUCUGUCUACACAUUGGUGGGUGGAUGCCAGACAUGGAUCAAUUACCCCCAAUCUCCCCUCACAUUGAACCACUUCAAUAGUUCUUGUUCUAGUGCAGUAUUUUACAUUUUCUUCUGAGACUUGAGUCCAUCAGUAUUAAUGUUUGAUGGGUAAUAAUAGCACUGUUUCAUGCCAAGCAGUCGAAUGCACUCACCUAACGUGUAAUGUCCCCUGUAUAUUACAAACGAUUAAUGUCCAAACAUUUCUUUAAUAAUGCAAUUGCUCAUCUGUUACAUGGAUGCUAUUAGUGGAUGUGAUUUGAAAUCUCUUGUGUGGUCUUACAGUCAAUCUUUUUCAUAUAGGUAUUUUGCAAAUAAAUGUUUCCUUG
Coregonus sp. 'balchen' is the source of this 2141-nucleotide messenger RNA. Lineage: Eukaryota; Metazoa; Chordata; Actinopteri; Salmoniformes; Salmonidae. The record is from the annotation of a GenBank genome assembly.